Molecule: messenger RNA, 1017 nt
Organism: Triticum turgidum subsp. durum (durum wheat)
Lineage: Eukaryota; Viridiplantae; Streptophyta; Magnoliopsida; Poales; Poaceae
Source: the annotation of a GenBank genome assembly
AUGGCGGCAUGGAUGGGCGUGGAGGAGCGCGGCGAGACGCUGCGGAGCACCGCCGAGGAGCUCGUCGGCGAGGACGAGCUGCUCCCGCUGCUGCACGGCAACCCCAGCCCGGUCUGCCUCAACAGCUUCGAGCCCUCCGUCUCCGGCCGCGUGAACAUCUGGCAGGGUGUUGGGAAGGUGAUCAAUGUGAACAAGAUGGUGAGGGCCGGAUGCAGAGUGAAGAUCCUCAUAGCGGACCAGCGGACUGGAGCGAAGGACUCGAGCGAGAUCAGGGCCGCCGGUCGCCACGCGAUCGAGGUCUGGAAAGCCCUGGGCAUGAGCUCGGACGGGGUGGACUUCCUCUGGUGCUCCGAGGAGACGAGCAGGCGCGCGCACGAGUACUGGCCGCUCGUGAUGGGGAUUUCCCGGAACCACCGCGUCAGAUCGUUAGCGAGCAUGCAUGCGGAUCCUGAAAAUGUGGCGUGUAAUCAGCUCUUGGAGCCCCUCAUGAAGUGUGCUGAUAUACUCUUCCUCGAGGCAGACAUAUGCCAGAUGGGCGUGGAUCAACGAGAGGUGAGUAUGAUGGCUAGAGGAUACUGCGAGCACAUUGGAAGGGCAAAUAAACCAAUAUUUCUGUUGCAUCAUGUGCUACCUGGUUUCAAAGAAGGACAGCAGAGAAUGUCAGAGAGUGAUCCACUGUCAGCUAUUUUUAUGGAAGACACUGAGUCUGAGGUUACAAAAAAGAUAAAGAAGGCUUUCUGCCCUCCCAAGAUUACUCAAGGAAAUCCAUGCUUGGAGUACGUAGAGCAUAUCGUUCUCCCUUGGUUUAGAGAGUUCGAGGUGGUCCCACCUGAUGGCGGUAACAGCCGGACCUACGUAGGAAUUGAAGAACUCCGCGAGGAUUACGGCAGUGGCACUGUGCAUCCCCGUGAUCUGAAACUUGCUCUUGCAAAAGCAAUAAACCAGAUAUUGCAGCUUGUACGUGAUCACUUCGAGAAAAAUUGCGAAGCCAAAGGUCCGUGUGACGAUGUUAAGUGA